AUGAUUUGGGGUAAUGGUAAUGAUGAUCCARAAAAGACACAACACCUACUUGCUCUUGAUGGAGCUGUGGAAAGACUAUCUCUGUUUGAAGCUAACCUGACUGAAGAAGGAUCUUUUGAGUCUGCAGUUAAUGGCUGUGAAUGCCUCUUUCAUACAGCAUCUCCUGUUAUAUUUGCAGUUGAUGACCCACAGUCACCUGAAGAUUUGAUUGAUGUUUAUGCUUUUAUUGUGAUUAUAUUUAUGGUGGCACAAUUGCUAGAUCCUGCAGUGAAGGGAACACUUGAUGUUCUUAACUCAGCUGCAAAAGUUCCAUCUCUCAAGAAAGUGAUCUUGACAUCUUCCAUGGCUGCAGUUGUGUUUGGUGGAAGACUUCUGGAGGCUGGUGUUGUGGUGGAUGAAACCUGGUUUUCAGAUCCAGUAAUUUGCAAGCAAAAUAAGUCAUGGUAUUCUCUUUCGAAGACCCUGGCUGAAGAUGUGGCGACCAAAUUCUCAAAAGAUAACGGUUUGGACUUGGUGGUAAUCAACCCUUGCUACGUGAUCGGUCCUUUCUUACAGCCAACUAUCAACCUCACGUCCGAGGGCAUCAUGAGCUUGAUAAAGUCCGGAAAGGAAUUAUACCCAGAUCCAGAUGGAAUUUACAGACUUGUUGAUGUUAGAGAUGUUGCUAAUGCACAUAUAUUAGCAUUCGAGAACCCAGAAGCUAACGGUAGAUACUGCAUGGUUGGGGCUGUGACUCGCUAUUCAGAGAUCAUGAAGAUCUUGGACAAAUUCUACCCUGCUCUUGGCCAUUCCAAAAGGUACGAAGAGGGCAAGUGUGUUGUGGCAGUGCCUUACGAUGUCUCGAGGGCAAAAGCGGAAAGUCUAGGCGUCGAGUUUACUCCGGUUGAGUGUGCUGCAGAUGAUCCARAAAAGACACAACACCUACUUGCUCUUGAUGGAGCUGUGGAAAGACUAUCUCUGUUUGAAGCUAACCUGACUGAAGAAGGAUCUUUUGAGUCUGCAGUUAAUGGCUGUGAAUGCCUCUUUCAUACAGCAUCUCCUGUUUUAUUUGCAGUUGAUGACCCACAGGCACAAUUGCUAGAUCCUGCAGUGAAGGGAACACUUAAUGUUCUUAACUCAGCUGCAAAAGUUCCAUCUCUCAAGAAAGUGAUCUUGACAUCUUCCAUAUCUGCAGUUGUGUUUGGUGCUAAACUUCUGGAGGGUGGUGUUGUGGUGGAUGAAACCUGGUUUUCAGAUCCAGUAAUGUGCAAGCAAAAUAAGUCAUGGUAUUCUCUUUCGAAGAUCCUGGCUGAAGAUGUCGCGACCAAAUUCUCAAAAGAUAACGGUUUGGAGUUGGUGGUAAUCAACCCUGGCUACGUGAUCGGUCCUUUCUUACAGCCAACUAUCAACCAUACUUCCAAGGGCAUCAUAAGCUUGAUAAAGUCCGGAACGGAAUUAUACCCAGAUCCAGAUGGAAUUUACAUUCUUGUUGAUGUGAGAGAUGUUGCUAACGCACAUAUAUUAGCAUUCGAGAACCCAGAAGCUAACGGUAGAUACUGCAUGGUUGGGGCUGUGACUCACUAUUCGGAGAUGAUGAAGAUCUUGGACAAAUUCUACCCUGCUCUUGGCCAUUCCAAAAGGUACGAAGAGGGGAAGUGUGUCGUGGCAAUGCCUUAUGAUGUCUCGAGGGCAAAAGCGGAAGGUCUAGGCGUCGAUUUUACGCCGCUUGAGGUAAGCAUUAAGGACACUGUUGAAAGCCUGAAGGAGAAGAAGUUACUGAGCUUCUAAAACAUCAGGUGAUGUUCAUAUGUUUGCUUGAAAUAAAUGAUUGAAGUCUUUAUAUGUAAUUGGACAAGGGCAACCUGCAACUGAGAACUUCUUGUCUAUUUUACUGAGAACUUGUUGCUUACUAAUAAAAUUUAACACUAUUAUUUA
Molecule: messenger RNA, 1914 nt
Organism: Cynara cardunculus var. scolymus (artichoke)
Lineage: Eukaryota; Viridiplantae; Streptophyta; Magnoliopsida; Asterales; Asteraceae
Product: dihydroflavonol 4-reductase-like
Exons: 12
Coding region: 1-1767 (588 amino acids)
Molecular function (GO): oxidoreductase activity, acting on the CH-OH group of donors, NAD or NADP as acceptor
Source: RefSeq, a predicted model, not a curated record